Molecule: messenger RNA, 574 nt
Organism: Staurois parvus
Lineage: Eukaryota; Metazoa; Chordata; Amphibia; Anura; Ranidae
Source: the annotation of a GenBank genome assembly
CACGGAAAGAGCCGAAGAUGUCAGCUCGGUUAUGUGAUCAGCUGUGUCCAAUCACAGCUGAUCACAUUGCCACCUGUCAGUGUCCAUCAGUGCCUUGUGUCAGUGCUCCUCAGUGCCAGUGCCCAUCAGUGCCACUUCAAUGCCACAUAUCAGUGCCUACCAGUGCACAUCAAUGCCACAUAUCAGUGCCCAUCUGAGCUGCCUUUCAGUGUCACCCAUCAGUGCCAGUCAGUGCCACCUAUCAAUGCCAAUCAGUGCCACCUAUCAGUGCCAGUCAGUGCUGCCUAUCAGUGCCAUGUCAGUGCCACCUAUCAGUGCCAGUCAGUGCCGCCUAUCAGUUCCAGUCAGUGCCGCCUAUCAGUGCGCAUCAGUUCGGCCUAUCAGUGCCAUGUCAGUGCCACCUAUCAGUGCCAGUCAGUGCCGCCUAUCAGUGCCAGUCAGUGCCGCCUAUCAGUGCCAGUCAGUGCCGCCUAUCAGUGCCAGUCAGUGCUGCCUAUCAGUGCUGCCUAUCGGUGCCAUGUAUCAGUGCUGCUUUUCAGUGCCCAUCAGUGAUGCCUGUCAAUGCCCACCAGUG